GAGAUGUGUUUGGAAUGUUUUGUUGAUAGUUUCUGCGGCGCUUGUAUCUUGCGGAAAACAACGCGAUGGAACCCCAUCAGCUACAGAAUACCGAGCGUGAAAAGAGUGAAAAAGUGAAGAUAUCUAACCAGGUGAAGCACAUCCCGAAAGAUGCACAAGUUGUGAUGUCCAUCCUGAAGGAGCUGGGAGUGAACGACUACGAGCCCAGAGUUAUAAAUCAACUGCUUGAGUUUACUUAUCGAUACGUAACAUGCAUCCUCGACGAUGCCAAGAUAUACGCCAAUCAUGCCCGCAAGAAAGUGAUCGAGCUGGACGAUGUGAAGCUGGCAACGCAAAUGAUUCUCGAUAAAGCGUUCACCACUCCUCCACCGAGGGACGUUUUGCUGGAAAUUGCCCGGAACCGUAAUGUCACACCGUUGCCACUGAUAAAAACACAUUGCGGUUUGCGGUUGCCACCGGAUCGUUACUGCCUAUCGGCUUGCAAUUACAAGCUCCGUGCCGCCCAGCAACCAAAGCGCAUGAACAAAUCCGCUCUUGAGGGUCGUUCAGCGCUGAAGACGGGUAAAGCUUCGUCAGGCGGAGGCUCAGACAGCUCGGGUACCGGUGGAAGCGUCAAGCGGCCUUCCGUUCAGUCCACUCCCAAGACGCAAGUGGUUAGUAUUCCGAAGCCCACGUUUAAGUUUAGCACCGCAGCGAAAACAACACCGGCCGCAACGAAAACGGUAAAAACGUCGGUCACGUCCAACGCACUCGGAAGCACUAAUGGAACAUCCGGUGGAAAUGGCGCGACGGCCGGCGGAGUGGAAGUAAAAAUGGAACAAGAUGAUCAGUUCGGAGAUACGUCAAGCAACAAACGAAAGCGCGAGGAAGAUGAUUUCGAAAUCGUACAGUAACAACAGAAUAAGCUUCUUGCGCUCGAUUGUGUUCAAAUUUAAAUUUAUAAUAAAAAAUAAUAUGAUUGUCUUAACUUA
Anopheles coustani is the source of this 971-nucleotide messenger RNA. RefSeq names its product transcription initiation factor TFIID subunit 9 (gene Taf9). Gene Ontology annotation, molecular function: RNA polymerase II general transcription initiation factor activity; protein heterodimerization activity; transcription coactivator activity. NCBI's taxonomy places the organism in Eukaryota, Metazoa, Arthropoda, Insecta, Diptera, Culicidae. The record is from RefSeq and is a predicted model, not a curated record. The transcript has 3 exons. Bases 66 to 893 code for a protein of 275 amino acids. Gene Ontology annotation, biological process: DNA-templated transcription initiation; RNA polymerase II preinitiation complex assembly. Gene Ontology annotation, cellular component: transcription factor TFIID complex; SAGA complex.